GCUGCUCGACUGCAGAGAGAGAGGUAGGUUAAUACGUGAUACAUAUUAUCGAGACGCUGAGAAUCCUCGCUACUCGCGUAAGCUCUGGGUACCUUUAUAGAGGGUACGCGCUGCACAAGCUCCUGAUCCUUGAAGCAGUCGACGUUGGCAUUAACGGUGGGCGGUCAUGGGAGCAUCACACUUUUUGUUGUUGCUGCUGUUGGCGGCAGGACUGGCACAAGCAGCGUGGAACUCACGCAGCUCGCUUCCUUCCGUCAACCCGUGGGCCACGCACAGCUUCCGCGAUUGGUUGCGGUCUGUGGUACUCAACCGUCGCUGGAGUUUUUUGCCCCAGAAAAACACGGGCGACGAUCAGGAGAGCCUCUAUCAAGAUGACGGAAUGGACCACGCCCGAUCAGGCACGCCUACAACCACGGACAGCGUUCUGCAUGGUGCCCAGUUUGGCGGCGACUAUGGGUUCCCACGCUACGGCGGUCAGUCCCGCAUGAGCCGAUACGGAAUCGACUACGGAGACUAUGACGCACGCCUGCAUAGCUUGAGGGGACACCACUAUCGUAGGCCUUUCGCUCACUCUUUUGGCGUCUCGGGCUACGCGGAGCUCCACGACAGCCUGGCCUAUCCAAGAUGGACGCACCAGUUUUCCGGCCAGGAGCAUCCGACCACCUUUGACCCCUACCUCGCGAACCCGUACUACCAGAAUCCGUUCCACGCGCAGCGGUUUGUUGCGCAGAACCCGUACUUUCGUAUUUAAAGCUACCGCGCAGCAUCCUGGAGACGCGCUAAAAUGUCUGAUGCUAUGAAUUAAAGCAAACUUUGUACUUUGCUGUCCACCGUUAAAUUGAACCCUUCACUGUAGUGCGCGGGUGAAUUUUGCCCCUCGUCGAAAUCUGUCGAGGUGAAAAGAACGAAGGACAAAGACUCGGGGAAUUCUGGGGCUCUCUCCCCACUUAAUAUUUUAUUACACCGACGACAAUAUAUACACACACACAAGGGCACAUGGAGGAUGCAAGAUCUAAUCAUGCCACUCAUGAAUUAAACUUGUGGGUUGUGCAAGGUGACAGAUGUUUGUCUUACUCACAAGGCAGAGUCUUUAUAAUAUUGUAUGCUUGGACUGGUUCGCGAGUUAUUUGGUUUCUACACCGAAACAGAACCUUGGUCUCCUGAAAUUUUUCGCUCGGGUCAGUGCACAAUCACCCAACUUAGCAACAGAUGAAUCGCUGAAUGGUAGCGCUAGCAUUUCUUUUUCUACUCAUCUGUGCAGUGCGUUGGCAACGCUUCAGUCGCCCCUUGAAGCUAGAGUGCCCGCACAGUGAGAGUAUGCAUAAGAGCAUUCCCUUUAAAAGUGGACGGCAAUAAGGUGUCAGUGUUCAACAACAAUUGAAAAAAAGGAACUUCAUUUUCCAGCCUCUAACGUUCCCGCCAACAUGUUCAAAUAACUAUAUUUCUGAAUAAAGCAACGCCUUUUCUGCUGCCACUGUGGUGUGAAACUGAGGAGGGAGACGUUUGCAUAUACACUUCAGAAAAAUUCAUGCUUCAAUUUCAAUUAUGUAAAUAAAUGUCGAUUUAUUCGAAA
Messenger RNA from Dermacentor andersoni, 1573 nucleotides. RefSeq lists its product as uncharacterized. The record is from RefSeq and is a predicted model, not a curated record. NCBI's taxonomy places the organism in Eukaryota, Metazoa, Arthropoda, Arachnida, Ixodida, Ixodidae.